AUGACGAGUCUCAAACGAUCGCUUGAGGCUGACCCUUUUGCCGCCAACAUCUCGAGCAAGGUCUACGUUCGUUCCACCAGAAAGGGAAAGGUACAGAAGAUUGUGAGAGAAGUCUACCUGCGUCAGGACAUCCCUUGCUCGUCGAAGCUGUGCCGGGCCUGCCUGCAAACUGCUCCCCGAGAUGCAGCCAACAACGUUCAACCGUUCGUCCUCUCGGACAAGCCUGCGGGGACAAAGGCGUUUCCCCAAGGACACUACAUCGUCCCUGACACUAACGCGCUCUUGAAUGCCAUGGACCUCUUUGAGCAGAGCUCGGCAUUCUACGACGUAAUCAUACUGCAGACUGUUCUCGAGGAGCUGCGUAACCGUUCGCUGCCAUUGUAUAACCGCCUUGUCGGCUUGACCAAGAGCGAGGACAAGCGUUUCUACGUCUUCUUCAACGACUUCCGCCUGGAGACGUACGUCAACCGCGAAGCUGAAGAGACCGUCAACGACCGCAAUGACCGUGCGGUACGCAAGGCUGUCAAGUGGUACGCUGAUCACCUAACGCAGACCAAGGCCAAGAAGGUUCCUGCCGUGGUAAUGCUUAGCGACGACCAGGAUUGUUUAAGAAAGGCUAAAGCUGAGGGUGUAGCUGCCAUGUCCCUUGCCGAGUACGUCGGCGGUCUUGAGGAUGGUGAGAGGUUACUGGAUAUGGUUGCUGAGUCACGGAACUCUGGGUUCUCUAAGAAGCCGGCCGGGCCUCUGUACCCCGAGUACUACACCAUGUCCAAGAUGAUGACGGGUGUCAAGGCUGGACUGCUGCACCAGGGCAACUUCAACGUUUCUCCUUAUAACUAUCUGGAGGGUUCUAUUCACGUUCCCGCGUUCCCCAAGCCUUUGAUUGUACUUGGAAGAGAAAACAUUAACCGUGCUGUCAACGGAGAUGUCGUUGUUGUCGAGGUUUUGCCAAAAGACCAGUGGAAGGAGCCCUCGACCAAGAUCAUCGAGGAGGAGGCUAUCACGCGCGAUGAGAACGCCGAUGGCGAGGCUGAGGAGGCUCAGGACUUCGUGUCUGAGAAGGAACGCAAGGCUCUCCAGGAGGAAGUAAAAAGGACACAAAGCAAGAGCACCGAGGGUCGGGCGCAACCAACGGCAAAGGUUGUUGGCAUCAUCAAGCGCAACUGGAGACAGUACGUUGGGCAUAUUGACCCCUCGUCUGCUAGCAAGAGUGGCGGCCAGGGCCGUAAGCAGGACAACGUCUUCCUCAUUCCUAUGGACAAGCGCAUUCCCAAGAUCAAGCUGCGUACGAGGCAGGUAACUGAGCUCCUCGGUAAGCGUCUAUUGGUCACGAUCGACGCGUGGGAGCGAGACUCUAGGCACCCCAUUGGCCACUUUGUUCGGUCUCUCGGUGAGCUCGAGACGAAGGCUGCCGAGACGGAGGCACUUCUCCUGGAAUACGACGUGCAAUACCGCCCAUUCCCCAAAACCGUGUUGGACUGUCUACCGAAGGAAGGACACGACUGGAGAGUUCCCCAGAGCCUGGAAGACCCUGGCUGGAGGGACAGGGAGGAUCUUCGCAAGCUUUUGAUUUGCAGUAUCGACCCGAUCGGUUGUCAAGAUAUUGACGAUGCCCUUCACGCCAGGCCGCUGCCCAAUGGGAAUUUUGAGGUGGGCGUCCACAUCGCUGAUGUGUCGCACUUUGUCAAGCCCGGCAAUGCCAUGGACACGGAAGCCAGCCUGAGAGGUACAACCGUCUACCUCGUGGACAAGCGUAUUGACAUGUUGCCCAUGCUUCUUGGCACAGAUCUGUGUUCUCUGAAGCCUUACGUUGAGCGAUUCGCUUUCUCCUGCAUUUGGGAGAUGAAUUCGAAUGCCGAUGUAGUCAGCGUGCGCUUCACCAAGUCAGUUAUUCAGUCUAAGGAAGCCUUCAGUUACGAGGCGGCACAGCUUCGCAUCGACGACGACUCCCAAAAGGAUGACCUGACCAACAGCAUAAGAACACUGCUCGUGCUUUCCAAGAAGCUGAAGCAGAAGCGCAUGGACGCUGGUGCCCUCAGCCUGUCUUCUCCGGAAGUCAAGGUCCAGAUGGAGUCGGAAACUUCUGACCCCAUCGACGUCAAGACGAAGCAGCACCUCGACACCAUGUCUCUGGUCGAAGAGUUCAUGUUGCUCGCCAACGUCAGCGUAGCCACCAAGAUCUACGAAGCCUUCCCACAGACCGCCAUUCUCCGUCGCCACGGCGCUCCCCCGAAGACCAACUUCGACGAGCUAGCGGAUCAGCUGCGCGUCAAGAAAGGCCUCGAGCUCCGUGUCGACUCCAGCAAGGCCCUUGCCGACUCCCUCGACACCUGUGUCGACCCGGCCAACCCCUUCUUCAACACCCUCGUUCGUAUCAUGGCCACCCGCUGCAUGAUGAGCGCCGAGUACUUCUGUUCCGGCACCCAGGCCUACCCCGAAUUCCGUCACUACGGUCUCGCGUCGGAGAUCUACACCCACUUUACAUCCCCUAUCCGUCGUUAUGCCGAUCUCGUCGCCCAUCGUCAGCUCGCGGCAGCCAUCGGCUACGAGGCCAUUCAUCCGGCCGUCCGCAGCCGUGGUCGUCUGGAAGCCGUAUGCAAGAACAUCAAUGUGCGUCACCGUAACGCGCAGCUCGCCGGCCGCGCAAGCAUAGCGUACUACGUGGGCCAGGCCCUCAAGGGCAAGGUCGCCGAAGAGGAGGCGUUCGUCAUGAAGAUUUUCAGCAACGGCUUCGUGGUGCUCGUGCCAAGGUUUGGUAUCGAGGGUCUCAUUCGGUUGCGCGACCUGGCGGAGCCCGAGCCCGAAAGCAUCUUCGACGCCGAGAACUACACUCUUACGACGUCGGGCAGCCGCAAGCUCAAGGUGGACCUGUUCCAGAAGGUCAAGGUCAAGGUCACGGAUGAGAAGGACGAGGCGACGGGCAAGAGAGGUGUCAAGAUGGAGCUGGUCAGCGCGUGA
This is a messenger RNA of Colletotrichum truncatum, 2958 nucleotides long. RefSeq names its product RNB domain-containing protein. The record is from RefSeq and is a predicted model, not a curated record. Gene Ontology annotation, biological process: rRNA catabolic process. Gene Ontology annotation, cellular component: cytoplasmic exosome (RNase complex); nuclear exosome (RNase complex). Gene Ontology annotation, molecular function: endonuclease activity; 3'-5'-RNA exonuclease activity; RNA binding. NCBI's taxonomy places the organism in Eukaryota, Fungi, Ascomycota, Sordariomycetes, Glomerellales, Glomerellaceae.